AUGCUGUUCGGACUCUGCAACGCACCAGCGACGUUCCAGGCGGAGAUGAACCACAUCAUACGGCCCCUGCCAGACGAGUGCGUAGUGGUGUACCUGGACGACAUACUCAUCUACUCCAAGAAUAUGAAGGAGCGCGUGGAGCUUCUGCAGAAAAUCGGUGAGAUUUUGCGGAAUACUAAAUUCUGCGUCAAGCUGUCAAAGAGCGACUUCGCCCUGAAGAAGGUGCAGUUUCUUGGGCACAUGGUGAGUGCGGAGGGCGUACACGUGGACCCGCGAAAGAUGGAAGUCAUAAAAAAGUGGAAAGUACCGGAGAACGUGAAGGAGUUGCAGCAGUUUCUAGGCUUUGCUAACUACUACAAGAAGUUCGUGCCACACAAGCCAUGGAGCAGCUACAGACAGCACUGUCUACAGCGCCAGAACUCAUCCUAA
Molecule: messenger RNA, 429 nt
Organism: Closterium sp. Yama58-4
Lineage: Eukaryota; Viridiplantae; Streptophyta; Zygnematophyceae; Desmidiales; Closteriaceae
Source: the annotation of a GenBank genome assembly